AUGAGGCCACUGUUGAGCAUGAUGAGUUUCAUGCUGUUGGGUAUGGAGACCAAGCUGUUGGUCCCCGAGGUCCUCAAGUCCUUCUUCUUCGCCUUCUUCUCCAGAUCAUAUCUUGGCGCUGACCUGGAGCGGUAUUUUCGUUGGCUGGUGGCCACCGACGUACCGCGUUGGCCCGUGCGCGACGACAUUUUGUCUUCACCGACGGUUCCC
Molecule: messenger RNA, 210 nt
Organism: Iphiclides podalirius (scarce swallowtail)
Lineage: Eukaryota; Metazoa; Arthropoda; Insecta; Lepidoptera; Papilionidae
Source: the annotation of a GenBank genome assembly